This is a messenger RNA of Pipra filicauda (Wire-tailed manakin), 4956 nucleotides long. RefSeq lists its product as uncharacterized. Lineage: Eukaryota; Metazoa; Chordata; Aves; Passeriformes; Pipridae. The transcript is spliced from 2 exons. The coding region runs from base 3726 to 4664 and encodes 312 amino acids. The record is from RefSeq and is a predicted model, not a curated record.
GAAGAUGAGAGCAAAAGGCAUCAGGCUUAAUGAAGAAUUCUUGAAGGUUGCCCGUGUAAGUAAUUGAUUUGUGUUACGUAUUUGAAAUUGUAAUAAGACAGCGAUGUAGUGAUGAGGGAAAGGUUGUCAUCGGGUUGUCAUUUAUCACAAGUAGAAAGCAGUGACUCUGGGUGGAAUUUGUGUAUACCAGCCCUUUUUUUUGCUGAUGUAGUGAGAUUUUACAACUUGGAGUGUAACUUAUGGGGAGUCCACAGGAAGAAGGUGUAGGAUUAGGGCCGUGGCUACAACAUGAGUACUGGUAAAACACUUCGUAAGAGAAAAGUAUUGAAAAUUGGCAAGUUUCAAAAAGGGAACAGUGCUAACCCUAUGUUUUCCACCAGCAAAAGUUUGGCACUUGACUGGCAAUGUGCUGAUUAACAACUUGUGCCACAGAAUCUAAAAUUAACAGGUAACUCUUGGAACUAAAAACUUCUUCAAACCAGGGUUUAUGUUGCAGGAGGUGGGCAGCUUUAACUAAUAUUUUGGAAGCUCUGGGAAUCCUGAGAGGGUUGGUUGAAUCCCUGUGGGGGUGUUCUCAUGUACACUAGUAUUAUUUUGAAUUUAUCAGCUUAUUCUGGAGUGUGUAGCGCUCUUUCAUGAUACUUGUUUUUCUUUACUACAGGACAGUAAUUGAAAAGGUUUUCAAAAUCUUUCUGCAUCAGCCAAACAAGACAAUGGUAUAAAAGAAGUUGGAAAAGGAAUUGUAAGUGUUACAGAAAAUGUGGGGUUUGUAGCAUUUGGAAAGAGACGAAUUAAAUAUGUUGGCUUAUGUGAGUGUUGCUAUGCUCAGAUAUUAUCAAUUUAAUAUCUGAGCACAUAUUCAAAAUCAUGAAGGCUCAAGGAGAAGUUAAAAUUGCAUGCGUUUCCCAACAUGGCACAGUUAGGGUAGUGAAAAACUCCUUCAACACUUUUAAUGUGUUCUCUCUUUUUUUCAGGAGCCAGGGAGAUGAAGGACUUAUCUUCCUCAUCUCAAAACUCCCUUUGCUGCUAUUACAUUUUUUUUUGCCUUCAAAUGUUCAUAUACCCAUGUUAAUUAAUUUCUAAUAUAAUUAAAAAUAAAUGGUUUUAGAUAAUUCCUCAUAGUUCGUUUGGUUUUUCCCCUCGGUGUGGAAGUGUGAGAGUAAGUGUAAGACCAGAGAAGGCUGCAAGUGUCUUAAGUCCUCCACUUUCUUUUUGGUUUCUUUCAGUUGGUUGUCCUUCUUUUGUGACUAGGCAAAAUUUUCAAAUGCUGUCUCUUAAACAGAACAUCAAAUUGCCGCUUAAAUUCCACCUGGCUUGCAGGAUAGGAGUGGGUAUUGACUAUAUUCUCUGCUUUGUUUUUGUUCUUGAACAGAAACCACUGUUAGACAAUGACCAUUCCUCUUUCAAGGUAGGCUGAAUUGUAAGGCUUCAGGAUUGCAGGUGUAUUUUAAAUGCCUGUAUAAUUAUUUCAUGAAUUGAUUAUACUGUUAAAGAGCUGGUACUUGAAAAUUGUAUCUCUGAAAGAAUUUGAACAUAUCAGUUUUCUGCCUUCCUUAAAGUUACUUUUCAUGGUGUGAUUAUAAUGUGUAAAUGUGACUUGUGUGUACUAAUGUGAAGCAAUUUUCAGCCCUAGAAACACAAAUAAGACUUUCUUUCAAGAAAGUUUUGAUAGUUCUUUACUUUGAUACAUACAAAUCAUUUCCAUAAAUCACGUAAUGGUAUUUACUCAAUGUUAAAUGGUUAAUUUUAGUCACUAAACAAUUUUUAUGUUUUACUGAUUUAUUUUCUAUAUUUUCCCUUUUUUUAUUUUAUUUUAGUGUUUUGUAGAGUUUACAGUAUCCCAGAGAACAGACAAGUAUUUUUACUUAAUUUUCAUAGAAGGAAAGUUUUUCAAGUGCCUUAUAUGUUUGACUGUAUUGCAAAGCACUUCUGUUAUUUCCUCAUCAAGCUGACUGCUAAAGUAAUAUUCUCUGCCUGUUGUUCACAGUGUGGUAAAUGUGUGAUUUUUGGCAUUAUGAUUUAAGCACAAUCCUGCAAAUUGUUCCUCUGAGGUGGGGCUGGAAGAAGUUCAUUCCAGGUUAAAAUGUGGUGGCAAAUUUAUGAGUAUUAGGAGUAACCUAAUUGUCUACAUGAAAACUCAGACCAUUCCAUUUCUGUGUACUUUUAACUAUACAUUUAUAUGACAUAACUGUAGGCUGAACUUGUUGUUUCUUUUCUCUGAAUAUGAUCAUAAACAACAAAUUUGGAUUUCAACCUUAACCUUUAAUAUUCUUACUCUGAAUCAACGCUUUAGCUAAGCUUAAUCUUUAAAUACUUAGUGGUGUGUUGAAAGCCUCAUUAUACUUAACCUACUUCUGGUCUUUGAUGAAUUUUUAUACAUCUAAUCCUAUUUUAAUAGAUCAAAAGAAAGCCAUUCAUUUUCAGUGGGCACAGCUGAUGUAUCAGAGAUCCAAUUUUAACCAUCUCCAAAUAGGAGUCACCUGUUUUUCCUCAGGAACACUGAAGUUUUACUCAUCAGGUGCAGUUGCUUCUAUGACAAGCAACAUCAUCAAAAGAUCUUCUAUAGUCUGACCAAGCUUUCUUUGGAAAUCAUUAGGUUCUCAUCUUUUGCUGCCACCCCAUUAAUAUUGGAAAGCUGGUCUAUCUGCUUCUUUGAAAGCCUAGUCCGCAUUCCCAGACCUUUCACCCAAAUUGUCCUUUACAUAGUUCUCCCACCCACAGACAUUCACCCCCAAGUAUUUAAAGUUACUUCCCAGCUAUUGUUUUACAAACUAAGCAGGGCAAGCUCUUUUGCAUAUAUAUGGGGAGUGAAAAAAACCUAGAAGGAAUGCAGUGUAAAUAAUUGCACCUGCUUGUUUUAGAUGCUGCUUUUUUUUUUCAGACUUGGAAACUUAAUUACAUGUGUAAUCACUGCUGGUUUUCAUACCAAAAUCAAACUGCUUGUAGUUAAAAAUAGAAGAAAUUGGGAAAAAAAGUUAAUCCAUAAGAUAAAAGCAACACCACAGCCAUAUUUUUAUGCAGUUUAAAUGAAUCUCUAUCCAUUUUUAAUAGGCACAUGCGAAGGCUACCCUUUUAGUAACUCAUUUUUGCAGAUUGUGGACAAAUUUUAUCAGCUGAUGAAAGAUAUUAAACUAAACCUGCAAACUCAUAUUUAGGGAAGGCGAUGGAACAAAACGUGCAUGUGCAGUACCUGACAUUAAGGGCCAUAUACCCAAAGCUGUUGACACCAAGGAAGAAUGAAUGUCCUGUGUUCCCAUCACUUUUCAAAAGGAAAAAAAUGCAUGUGCCAAAUAUUUGCCUGUGGUUGACUGCAGAUGCUAGACCAGGUGGGUGAUACUACAGCACGGAGGUGCAAUUGGCAUUGUAUGAAGUUUUGAAUAAAGCACCUGGUACAGUUUCUGUCUGUAUCUAUCUUAGGUAUUUACAAGGCACCUAUCACCUUGGUACCUAAGCACUUUGAAAAAUGCACCCACCCCAGGAGGCAUGAUGCAGAUACAGACAGAGGCCCAGGUCCAGAGCAGCAGAGGCAGGUCCCAGGAAGCUCUCCAACUGUGUUCCCGCUGUUGUUGAGCUCCUGGCCCACUUGGUGUGGCCAAGGAACAUCUCCACCCACCUGUCAGCAGGAAGACGAUGCCCCACCCCUCACGUGCAGCUCCGCUGGUGGGCAAUCUGAAAAGGAAAGAUAAUGGAAAAGGCAACGAUCCAGUAGCAGAGGUGAAACAGGAAUGGUGGGAUUUCAAAAGGAGGGCUUCUUAAAGAGCAGCACAUCUCAGGGGAGGGAUCAGCUGCCAGUUCAAGUGGCAGAUGUCACUGGGGAGCAAGAUGGGGAGGUUCCUGGAUCCUCGGGGCAAGCCAGCCAUCACAGAGGGAGCUUGCUGUCCACGCCGGCCGAAGAACAGGAAUCCUCGGUGCCUGCCUCUGAUGAAGACUCACCAGCCAGGACCACAGAGAGCUGGCAGUGGCCACUGUCCUCGUCUGAAACGCACAGCAACGUUGGGGAGGAUUUUGAGGGAUUUCAGACGCCAGCGCGGACUCCGGAGUGUACCAUGGACAUACAGUCUCCCGGGGAUCAGUCACUCAGUAGAACUCCUCAGUUUGAAAGUGACUCUCCUGAGGAGGAGGGAAAUGAUGAAAUGAAUGAAGAGCGCUGCGGUGUUGAGCCUGUCCCUAGGGAUCGGGGUUGGAGAGGGCAGCCCCAGCUAACAGAGGGAGAGAAGCUGUUGAUGGAAACCAACAGUAGGAUUGUGCAGCUGCUGGAAAAUAUCAAGAGGGAGCAUGCACAGUCCAUGGGCCUCAUGUCCCAGUCCAUGGGCCGCAUGGAGCUGCAGCUGGGCAUUGUGGCUACCUCCACAAGAGCCAUCCAUAACUACCUGUCAGAGAUUUUAGCUUUUCUCAAGCAGCCAAGGACGCAGGUCCUUGAAACGCGCAUUUCCCAAAGAGCCACCCCCCAUGUCGAGUUGACCUGUGCCUCGACAUGGACCGGGGAGGACGCAGUGGCAUCCUCCACUGUGUGCUUACCUGGGGCCGAGGGGACAGGCGACUCUCGAGACCCACCACAGGCCACCCUGCCUUGUCGCAGUGGCCGGCUGCAGAGAGCCAUAACCGAGAGGGCCUCGCUGCCCAUGCCUCCACGCCAGGCAAAAGGGGGAGGGAAGAAAAAAUAACCAUUCCAUAAGGUUUUUAGAGGUUUUUUUUUUAUGUGCCUGUCCUUUUAAUUCUUAGCCAUAAAGCCACUGGUGGCAGAGUUUCAACCAUUUCCUACAUUGGCUAACAUUGUAUUCUGGCUGACUAGAUUAGUCUAACAUUUUGUAGUUUAUAUUUGCACUGUUAACUAUGUGUGCUGCUGGUAUUUGAAGAACAUUUACCUCUGUUCUUUCACUUCAACUUCAUACGAGCAUUUUUUUACUCUGUGCCAGGCAUUCAUUGCUUUUCUUACAAAUACAAGUCAUUUCUUGA